CGCCGCCGCCGCCGCGGCUCCUUGCACGCCGUGGCCCGGGUGGCUGCCAGAGCUGCCGCCCGCCACCCGCCGCCCUGACAUCCCGAGCCUCUUCCCUCUGUCCCGGCCCGGCGCGCAGGUGUUCAUGAAAAAAAUGCACACAGUCCUGACUGACCGGAAUAACUCAUGAAGAAGGGGCUGGAUCCGUGGGUCAGAGAACACAGGACCAGUUUGCCAUCCCAAGGCCGAAGGCCUCCCUCCAACACAGUCCUCCAAGCUCUUAGAAAUCUCUGACACAUCUUGACCAUGAGACCACGGCUGGGUUUUGGCAGGAUUCAAGGCACAAACCCAGCCACCUCCAAGUAGUUCAUGGAGGAGCCUCAAGAGAUACUGGCCAGGCAAGCUCUGCCCUCCCGAGGGAAGAGCAGCGCGUAGAGGAGGCGGCUGGCUGCAGCAGGAGUGGACAUGAACGCUGGUUUUCAAAGAGAACAGCGUUUCAGUUUUGGUCAUCGGAAGUGGUGCCUUCAGCACAGAAGAGCGUGAUUUCUCCUCCAAGGCCGUUGAUCUCCAAUGUGGGACUAAAGAGCUGAAGAGGCCAGAACAGAGCCGUCCCAGCAUCCAGUGUGGCAUCUCUUGUGCUAGGGCCAGGGAUGACUGGGCCAUGGACACAGACGCCUCCAACCUUCAGCCGUUUGCAUAGCACACGGGGGACUCGUGGGGGCCGCUUGCCACUGCCAACAGAAACGGUACAAUGGCAAUACUGACAUCCUUCAUGACGUUUUCACAACAGACAUUCAGGCAGGAAGAGCUGGUGCGUUUUCUGUCUGCAAAGUAGCGGGCCAUGCCUCACCAAUAUGAAAAACUUGGGCCCUGACCACCUGCUCUGAGUCCACUCACAGCCAGUGACACUUGCAAAAAAAACUCCCAACGCCUUCUUAGGUUUGGCUUCCACAGCUCUUGACCAAUGUGGCCCAAGCUGGACAUCUCUUUGGGACACUUGGAUUAUUCAUAAAUGCAGCCUGCCCUGACCCUCCCUGAAUAGCAUCUGAAGUCUCUGUGGAGGUCAUGGAUCCUGAACAAAGUGUCAAGGGCACCAAGAAGGCUGAGGGAAGUCCCCGGAAGCGGCUGACCAAAGGAGAGGCCAUUCAGACCAGUGUUUCUUCCACUGUCCCAUACCCAGGCAGCAGCGCAGCUGCCACCCAAGAGAGCACCCCCCAAGAGCUCCUAGCCCCGCAGCCCUUCCCGGGCCCCUCAUCAGUUCUUAGGGAAGGCUCUCAGGAGAAAACGGGCCAGCAGCAGAAGCCCCCCAAGAGGCCCCCCAUCGAAGCCUCCAUCCACAUCUCACAGCUUCCGCAGCAUCCUCUGACACCAGCAUUCAUGUCGCCCGGCAAACCCGAGCAUCUCCUGGAGGGGUCCACGUGGCAGCUGGUUGACCCCAUGAGACCUGGACCCUCAGGCUCCUUCGUGGCCCCUGGGCUCCAUCCUCAGAGCCAGCUCCUCCCUUCGCACACUUCCAUCAUUCCCCCUGAGGACCUGCCUGGCAUCCCCAAAGUCUUUGUGCCCCGUCCCUCCCAGGUCUCCUUGAAGCCCACAGAAGAGGCACACAAGAAGGAGCGGAAACCCCAGAAGCCAGGCAAGUACAUCUGCCAGUACUGCAGCCGGCCCUGCGCCAAGCCCAGCGUGCUCCAGAAGCACAUACGUUCGCACACGGGGGAGAGGCCCUACCCCUGUGGCCCCUGUGGCUUCUCCUUCAAGACCAAGAGCAACCUCUACAAGCACAGGAAGUCCCAUGCUCACCGCAUCAAAGCAGGGCUAGCCUCAGGCAUGGGCAGCGAGAUGUACCCCCCGGGUCUGGAGAUGGAGCGGAUCCCUGGGGAGGAGUUUGAGGAGCCCACUGAGGGAGAAAGCACAGAUUCUGAAGAGGAAACGGGGGCCACGUCCAGUCACCCGACAGAGCUCUCUCCCAGGCCUAAGCACCCCCUCCUCUCCAGCAGUUUGUACAGCUCUGGGAGCCAGGGUUCCAGCCACGAACGCUGCUCCAUGUCCCAGUCCAGCACAGCCCAGUCGCUCGAGGACCCCACUCCAUUUGCAGAACCCUCAUCUGAGCACCCCCUGAGCCAUAAGCCCGAGGACACCCACACCAUAAAGCAGAAGCUGGCCCUCCGCUUGAGUGAGAGGAAGAAGGUGAUUGACGAGCAGGCGUUUCUGAGCCCAGGCAGCAAAGGCAGCACCGAGUCUGGCUAUUUCUCCCGCUCAGAGAGCGCUGAGCAGCAGGUCAGCCCCCCAAACACCAAUGCCAAGUCCUACGCAGAGAUCAUCUUUGGCAAGUGCGGGCGGAUCGGGCAGCGGACCACCAUGCUGACCGGCACCUCCACCCAGCCCCUCCUGCCCCUGUCCACUGAAGACAAGCCCAGCCUGGUGCCUUUGUCUGUGCCCCGGACACAGGUGAUCGAGCACAUCACGAAGCUCAUCACCAUCAACGAGGCUGUGGUGGACACCAGCGAGAUCGACAGCGUGAAGCCAAGGAGGAGCUCGCUAUCGAGGCGUAGCAGCAUGGAGUCCCCGAAAUCCAGCCUCUACCGGGAGCCCCUGUCAUCGCACAGCGAGAAGACGAAGCCGGAACAAUCACUGGUGAGCCUCCAGCACCCGCCCAGCAGCACCCCCCCUGUGCCUCUCCUGAGAAGCCACUCGAUGCCUUCUGCCGCCUGCACCAUCAGUACCCCCCACCACACCUUCCGAGGUAGCUACUCCUUCGAUGACCACAUCACCGACUCCGAUGCCCCGAGCCGCAGCAGUCACGUGUUUACCUCCCACCCCCGGAUGCUGAAGCGCCAGCCGGCCAUCGAACUACCUUUGGGAGGGGAGUACAGUUCCGAGGAGGCUGGCCCAAGUAGCAAAGAUGCUGUCUCCAAACCCUCAGACGAGCUGGAGCCCAAGGAAAGCGAGCUGACCAAAAAGACCAAGAAGGGUUUGAAAACGAAAGGGGCGAUCUAUGAAUGUAACAUAUGUGGUGCUCGGUACAAGAAAAAGGAUAACUACGAAGCCCAUAAAAAAUACUACUGCUCGGAGCUUCAGAUCACAAAGCCCAUCCCUGCAGGUGCUCAUGCAUCUUCGGAAGCCGAAAAGAGUCAGGCUGAGCAUGAGCCGUGGUCCCAGAUGAUGCAUUAUAAAUUGGGGACCACCCUGGAACUCACCCCCCUGAGGAAGAGGCGGAAAGAGAAGAGCUUGGGGGAUGAGGAAGAGCUGCCUGCCUUUGAGUCGGCAAAAAGUCAGUUUGGCAGCCCCGGGCCGUCCGAUGCUGCUCGGAACCUUCCCCAGGAGUCCACCAAGUCACCAGCAGAAUCCAGUAAAUCAGUGCCCUCCUUGGAGGGACCCACGGGCUUCCAGCCAAGGACUCCCAAGCCAGGGUCCGGUUCAGAAUCAGGGAAGGAGAGGAGAACAACGUCCAAAGAAAUUUCUGUCAUCCAGCACACCAGCUCCUUUGAGAAGUCCGACUCUCUCGAGCAGCCCAGCGGCUUGGAAGGGGAAGACAAACCUCUGGCCCCGUUCUCAGCUCCCCCGCCCGCCCCACACGGACGCUCUGCUCAUUCCCUGCAGCCCAAGCUGGUCCGCCAGCCCAACAUUCAGGUUCCCGAGAUCCUUGUGACUGAGGAGCCUGACCGGCCAGACACAGAGCCUGAGCCACCCCCUAAGGAACCCGAGAAGACAGAGGAGUUCCAGUGGCCCCAGCGCAGUCAGACGCUUGCCCAGCUCCCAGCCGAGAAGCUGCCACCCAAGAAGAAGAGACUGCGCCUGGCAGAGAUGGCCCAGUCAUCAGGGGAGUCCAGCUUUGAGUCAUCCAUGCCUCUGUCUCGCAGCCCAAGCCAGGAAAGCAGUGUCUCUGUGAGUGGGUCCAGCCGCUCAGCCUCGUUUGAGAGGGACGACCAUGGCAAAGCCGAGGCCCCUGGCCCCUCCGAAAUGCGCUCUAAGCCCUUGGGCACCCACAUGCUGACUGUACCCAGCCACCACCCGCACACCCGAGAGAUGCGGAGGUCAGCCUCAGAGCAGAGCCCCAAUGUUUCCCAUUCCGCCCACUUGACUGAGACACGCAGCAAAUCAUUCGACUACGGCAGCUUGUCCUUGACAGGCCCUUCCGCACCAGCCCCAGUGGUUCCCCCGGCCCCUCCAGAGAGAAGAAAAUGCUUUUUGGUGAGACAGGCCUCUCUGAGUAGGCCUCCAGAAACCGAGAUGGAGGCUGCUUCCAAGGGAAGACAGGACAGCGAGGAGCCACAGCCCUCAUCCAGUAAACCUUCCACCAAAAGCUCGUCCCAGAUUCCCUCAGCGGCCACCUCACAAGGCGGGCACCCAGGAGGCAAGAGCCAGGUGCAGGACAGGCCCCCACUGGGGUCCUCUCCCCCAUACACGGAAGCACUGCAGGUGUUUCACCACCCCAUAGCCCAGCUGCCCCUGCACGAGAAACCAUACCUGCCCCCACCGGUCUCCCUUUUCUCCUUUCAGCACCUCUUGCAGCAUGAGCCGGGACAGUCUUCAGAAUUCUUCUCCACACAGGCCAUGUCCAGCCUCCUCUCCUCGCCGUACUCCAUGCCCCCGCUUCCUCCCUCCUUAUUUCAGGCUCCACCACUUCCUCUCCAGCCUACUGUCCUGCACCCAGGCCAACUCCAUCUACCCCAGCUCGUGCCUCACCCAACCAACAUCCCCUUCCGGCAGCCCCCUUCGUUUCUUCCCGUGCCAUACCCUGCCUCCUCAGCACUCUCUUCUGGGUUUUUCCUGCCCCUCCAGUCCCAGUUUGCACUUCAGCUCCCCGGCGAUGUGGAAAGCCAUCUGCCCCAGAUCAAAACCAGCCUGGCCCCGCUGGCCGCAGGAACUGCUGGCCUCUCCCCCAGCACAGAGUACAGCAGAGACAUUCAGCUGCCCCCCGUGGCUCCACCAGCCAGCCCCUCUGCACCCACGUCAGCCCCUCUGCUCGCCCUGCCUGCCUGUCCAGACACAAUGGUGUCCUUGGUUGUACCCGUCCGUGUUCAGACCAAUAUGCCGUCCUAUGGGAGUGCAAUGUACACCACGCUUUCCCAGAUCUUGGUCACUCAGUCCCAAAGCAGUUCAGCAACUGUGGCUCUUCCCAAGUUUGAGGAACCCCCAUCCAAAGGGACAGCUGUGUGUGGGGCAGAUUUGUUUGAGGUUGGGCCUGGACCAUCUGGGUUAAGUGAAGAACAAAGCAGAGGUUUCCCAACUCCAUACCUGAGAGUGCCUGUGACAUUAUCUGAAAGAAAAGGCACUUCACUGUCAUCAGAGAGUGCCUUGAGCCUGGAGGGGAGUUCAUCAACAGUAGGGGGAAGCAAACGUGUCCUUUCACCAGCUGGCAGCCUUGAACUUACCAUGGAAACCCAGCAGCAAAAAAGGGUGAAGGAGGAAGGGGCUUUCAAGGCUGAAGAAAAACUUGAGCUGGUAAAACCAUGCAGUGUGGUGCUUACCAGCACCGAAGCUGGGAAGAGGCCAGAGAAAUCCCACUUGGACAGCCAGGGCCAGGGCAGGAGGGAGGUAGAAAUGCUGUCCAGUCUGUCCUCAGAUCCAUCUGACCCAAAGGAAAUUUCUCCCCUCCCUCACCCCACAUUGCCCCAUGGAACAGCCUCAGGUUCAGAAGCUUUGAAGGAAUAUGCCCAGCCCUCUGGCAAACCUCACCGAAGAGGGUUGCCCCCACUGAGUGUGAAGAAAGAAGAUUCCAAGGAACAACCUGACCUCCCACCCCUGGCACCUCCCAGCUCUCUGCCUCUGUCAGAAACAUCCCCAAGACCAGCCAAGUCACAAGAAGGUACGGACUCAAAGAAGGUACUGCAGUUCCCCAGCCUCCACACGACCACUAAUGUCAGUUGGUGCUAUUUAAACUACAUUAAGCCAAAUCACAUCCAGCAUGCAGAUAGGAGGUCUUCUGUUUACGCUGGUUGGUGCAUAAGUUUGUACAACCCCAACCUUCCGGGGGUUUCCACUAAAGCUGCUUUGUCCCUCCUGAGGUCUAAGCAGAAGGUGAGCAAAGAGACAUACACCAUGGCCACAGCUCCGCAUCCUGAGGCAGGAAGGCUUGUGCCAUCCAGCUCCCGCAAGCCCCGCAUGACAGAGGUUCACCUCCCUUCGCUGGUUUCCCCGGAAGCCCAGAAAGAUAUAGCUAGAGUGGAGAGGGAAGAAGAGAAGCGAGGGAAGCCGGAGGAGGACGCUCCCGCCUCCAAGAGAGGGGAGCCAGCGAGGAUCAAAAUCUUCGAAGGAGGGUACAAAUCAAACGAAGAGUAUGUAUAUGUGCGAGGCCGCGGCCGAGGGAAAUAUGUUUGUGAGGAGUGUGGAAUUCGCUGCAAGAAGCCCAGCAUGCUGAAGAAACACAUCCGCACCCACACUGACGUCCGGCCCUAUGUGUGCAAGCACUGUCACUUUGCUUUUAAAACCAAAGGGAAUCUGACUAAGCACAUGAAGUCGAAGGCCCACAGCAAAAAGUGCCAAGAGACCGGGGUGCUGGAGGAGCUGGAAGCCGAAGAAGGAACCAGUGACGACCUGUUCCAGGACUCAGAAGGGCGAGAGGGCUCGGAGGCUGUGGAGGAGCACCAGUUUUCAGACCUGGAGGACUCAGACUCAGACUCGGACCUGGACGAGGAUGAGGAGGAGGAUGAGGAGGAGAGUCAGGACGAGCUGUCCAGACCAUCCUCAGAGGCGCCCCCGACCUGCCCACCAGCCAUGCUGCAGGCAGACUCCUCACCUGCUCCGGGCCCUCAGCCCCCAGAUGCCACCUCCAGCAGCGAGGCCACACGAGGAAGCUGCAUCUCCGAAGCUGAGCUCUUGACAGCCAGCAGUUGCUCCAUGUCCAGCCAGAGCAUCCUGGGCCUCCCCCGGCUGGGACUGGCCCCUUCAGACCCUGUGGAGAAGGACAUGGGCUCAGCCCUGAGCUCCGAGGCCAUGUCCCCGAGAAGGCCAUGGUCCCCAAGCAAAGAAGCAGGCAGCCGCCCGCCACUCGCCCGCAAACACUCACUAACCAAAAACGACUCGUCUCCCCAGCGAUGUUCACCGGCCCAAGAACCACAGGCCUCAGCCCCGAGCCCGCCUGACCCCCACAUGGGCCCUCCGCCUUGUGGGUCUCCAAGACUUGAGCUGUCACCUCUCACCCCCCGCCCCCUGGGAAGAGAACUGCCUCCUCGAGCACAUCUGCCCCCUGCAUUCAAGGGCACCACAGACCCAGGCCCCGCCAGACACUCGCCCACCAGGAGACGAUCCCCAAGUCAGGCCGAGUCACCGCCACGGUCAGUGCUGCCAGGGAAGUGGGCCUUGGCUGGGCCAGGCAGCCCCUCCCCGGGCGAGCAUGGCCCAGGCUUGGGGCUGGCCCCGCGGGUUCUCUUCCCGCCCGCGCCUCUACCUCACAAGCUUCUCAGCAGAAGCCCCGAGACCUGCGCCUCCAUGUGGCAGAAGGCUGAGUCCCGAAGUCCCUCCUGCUCGCCUGGCUCUGCUCAUCCUCUCUCCUCCCGACCUUUCUCCGCCCCUCAUGACUUCCAUGGCCACACCCCGGCCCGGACAGAGGAGAACAUCUUCAGCCACCUGCCUCUGCACUCCCAGCACCUGACCCGCACCCCGUGUCCCUUGAUUCCCAUCGGUGGGAUCCAGAUGGUGCAGGCCCGGCCAGGGGCCCAUCCCACUUUGCUGCGAGGGCCCACCUCAGCUUGGGUCAGUGGCUUCUCAGGGGGUGGCAGUGACCUGACAGGGGCCCGGGAGGCCCAGGAGAGAGGCCGCUGGAGUCCCACUGAGAGCUCAUCAGCCUCUGUGUCACCCGUGGCUAAGGUCUCCAAGUUCACACUCUCCUCGGAGCUGGAGGGCAGGGACUACCCCAAGGAGAGGGAGAGGACGGGAGGAGGCCUGGGCAGACCUCCUGAAUGGGAGCCCUGUGGGGCCGAGGUGCCUGCAGAGUCUGCGCACACGCACAGCCCCUGCACCCCAUCCGAGGCCUUGCCCUGGCCGCUCCAGGGCCACCUGCCAGCGCAGUCCUGGAGCUCCCACUUGGCGUCACCACGCAUGCUGGCCAACCCCGAAGCCUCUGCCACCCCGCCACUGGACCGCAGCAGCUCUGUGGGCUGCCUGGCAGAGGCCUCCACUCUCUUCCCAGUCCGGAGGAGGAACCUCUCUGGGGAACCCAGGACCAGGCAGGGCUCCCCUGAGCCCUCGGGAAGUGGGGAGCCCAGGGCACCUCCACACCAGCCCAAGGACAGGGGCCCGCCGAGCACUUAGCCUCUCUCCGACCGCUUCAGCAUCUGGCUUCCAGUGUUCGGCAACAGACGUUUCCAGCCAACUUCCUCGAAUCAUCUUGCCCUCAUGGGCUCCCUCUCCAUCUGUCCAUCUGUCCAAGCAGCUUCUGCUCAGUGCCAUCUGUUCUAUCUCCCCAUGUAUGCAGUUACCUGUGCCUUUUUCUAUACCUUUUGUUGCUUGAAAAGGAACAAACAAAUCACACACAUACAUAAAAAGAAAAAAAAACCACGAGGAGUUUGAGGCUGUGAAUAGUUUGUGCUUUUUGGAGAAAGGCUGUAGGAGGAGGCUCCCUACCCUCCGCCUCUGCAAUUGGCAGCCCCACACCCACCCACCCCCCACGGCUGGCAAGGGGCAACCACUUGCUGAGGGAAAGGGGAUGCACUGAGGGAGAAAAAAAAAAAAGGAGAAACUUUAAAAAAUA
Messenger RNA from Cynocephalus volans (Philippine flying lemur), 8668 nucleotides. RefSeq names its product HIVEP zinc finger 3 (gene HIVEP3). The coding region runs from base 1045 to 8229 and encodes 2394 amino acids. Gene Ontology annotation, cellular component: nucleus. Lineage: Eukaryota; Metazoa; Chordata; Mammalia; Dermoptera; Cynocephalidae. The transcript has 10 exons. Gene Ontology annotation, molecular function: RNA polymerase II cis-regulatory region sequence-specific DNA binding; DNA-binding transcription factor activity, RNA polymerase II-specific. Gene Ontology annotation, biological process: regulation of transcription by RNA polymerase II. The record is from RefSeq and is a predicted model, not a curated record.